Molecule: messenger RNA, 1932 nt
Organism: Mercenaria mercenaria
Lineage: Eukaryota; Metazoa; Mollusca; Bivalvia; Venerida; Veneridae
Exons: 5
Coding region: 287-1393 (368 amino acids)
Biological process (GO): DNA catabolic process
Cellular component (GO): cytoplasm
Molecular function (GO): nucleic acid binding; 3'-5'-DNA exonuclease activity
Source: RefSeq, a predicted model, not a curated record
UAGAGGACAUUAUGACACCUUUCAUUGCCAAAGCGAGCCAGCUCAUUGAAUUGGGAUCCAGUCAGCACCGUGAGGUAUCGCUCAAAGCUCCAAAGAACAUCUACUAUGGCGGGACUGAGGCUUUAGACUUCAGAGUACAGGCCACAGCAGCUUUUAUCAAUGAAGGCAGGAACUAUAUAGUAGAGUUACUACGUUUUGCAGUUGAUAGUUACAUUGUUUGGUUGUCUUCUACAGUUACAAGUAAACAAAAGUGCUGAUCUGUCCCCUGGACACCACACACAAGAGUAUGCAAAGCAGUGUGCCAGCAAACGCAAAAAAAUGUCGAGAAACGUUCUGUAAGCCUUCUGCAAAAGGAAGACGUUUAUUCCUGAAGAAAGAGCGUGCUGUCAACCAGUCGGCUACAGAGUCACUGGAAGGCAUGACAUAUCAGUCAGAAGUUGGCCAUGAAGAUUGUACUGACAUAGACAGAAUCCCUGAUCCUAUACCGCGUGGAGUAUUCAAGCCAGUCUGUUCAAGUGGCGAACCAUCGUACAUCACUGUGGACCUUGAAACUACAGACCUUAUUCGAGGAGAGGUGUAUCCUCAUAUAACACAGAUAGCCGCCAAACAUGUGAGCACAGAGAAGAGCUUCAGUUGCUAUGUGUUACCCAAACUACUGAUGAGUGCCUCUGCCGAACAAGUGACUAAAAUUGUUGUGACAAAUAGUAGUGAUAUGUUUGUAAAUGGUGUUCCUGUUGAAACUAAAACUAUUGAAUCUGCACUCAGAGAAUUGUUUAGCUGGCUGAAACAGUUCAGAAACGUGUUUCUAAUUGCACAUAAUGGAAAACGUUUUGACUUUCCUAUCAUUAUCAACGCCUGCUUAGCUACCGGAAUGUUUAGUGAACUUUGUGCAUGUGUGUUAGGAUUGUUAGACACUCUUCCAGUAUUUAAAUCCGUAUGUCCUAAAAGGGAGUCUUACAAACAGGAGGAUCUGGCCCGUACAUUGCUUUCCAAAGUGUAUAACGCUCAUAACGCUCUUGAUGAUGUCAAGUGUUUGUCAGAGCUGGUCAGUUACGCUGUGAAACAUGAUGAGAAGUGUGUAGUAGUGAAGAGUUUUCCUCCUAGAGAUGUCAAACACAACAUGGAAUCCAACAUAGAGAAAAAGAAAAACAUGCCAUCUCUUUCUGUUCUGGUAGCAAAUGGUGUCAUGAAGUCGUCCACUGCCGACAAUGUGGCUAGCUCGGGGUUAAAUUUCAAACAUUUACAUACAAUCUUUCUACGUAAGGGAGAAGAUGGACUGUACAAUGUAUUUACUAUGAGAAACAGUGAAGGGUUGCCAAGAGUGACAAAUUCUAAGAGGGUUUUGGAGGCUGUAAUUCCAAAAUUAGUGUCGUAUUUUGAAGGCAAAAAUUAGGUUUGUUCGUCAAUUCAAGGUCAAACAUGUACUAUGUCUUGAUUAAUUUUAUAACUAAUUUGACACUAGUUCAAGUUAUUUAUCUUUCAAAGAAGUAUUGAAUCUUUCAAAAGAGUACUGUAUUUAUGAAUAAUGUAUGGCAAGCAAAAUAUAUACUUAUUGUUGUGAAAAUAAUCGUGAAAGACAUUUCGAGCAUUCUUUUUCAUGAAAAAAUUGUUAUCGUAAUUUUAGGGGAUACCUUUUUGCUUGGACUUAUUUAAAUAAAAAUAGAUGGUAAAAGUUUUUGAUUUUCAUAUAUCUUAUUGCCUACACUUUGAGGAAAAUUUUAAUACCAAAAUUACAUUAUUACAUACCUUUGAAUGUAUAAAUUUUGAACUUUGAAACAAAUAGUUGAAAAAAAUUUCAUCCCGCAAGUCGUCAGUUUUAGCCCAUAUCGCUAUAUAUUUUUGCUUAUAUUUUAUGAAAGCCUUGUUUACUAUACAUGGAUUGUUGUUUUUUGGUACAAUAUAUAUAUAGAGGAAUAGAAUACCUGCUAGAAA